Cuscuta campestris is the source of this 1097-nucleotide messenger RNA. Lineage: Eukaryota; Viridiplantae; Streptophyta; Magnoliopsida; Solanales; Convolvulaceae. The record is from the annotation of a GenBank genome assembly.
CUCACAUCUUUGAACCGGGUCUUAACCACGAAAAAACGGUUCGUAAACCGAUUCCAAAUCCAAAAGUUAUCCAGAGGGUCAAUGAUCGCCCACACACUCUAUCAGCCACUCCCGAUGGCUCUUAUCUGCAAGAUUCCCGCCGGAGCUCUGUACACGCGCCUCCCUCUCCGCCGUCCGUCCCUCGCACCACUAGCUUCGACCUCUCCGUGGUCGGCCGGAAGAAGUCGUGUCUUUGUAUCUGCUGCGAGGAAGGUCUCCCAGGGCAAAAACAGAAGAGGCUCGCUCUCAACACAGGAACAGCAAGUUAGAGAAGAGGAUGAAAAUCCAGGCUGGGAUCCAAUUGGGCCCGCCGGUGAUGCGCCGGAAAGCCCAAUUUCCGCCGUGGAUGAUGGGUUCGUCAUGCCGGAACUUCCCGGACAGGAGCCGGAUUUCUGGGAAGGUCCUCAGUGGGAUGCUUUUGGAUUCUUUAUUCAGUACCUGUGGGCUUUCGGCGUAGGUUUUGCGUUGAUUGCUUGCGGCAUUGCAGCUGUCACGUACAACAACGGUGCAACGGACUUCAAGGAGACACCUGCGUACAAGGAAUCAGUCGAGUCGAGCAAGCUUCUAGAAGGACCCGACGUAUCCGAGGACUCGGAUGUCUUUGAAUCCAAUCCAACUGAAGUGGCACCUAGUUUGGCUGAUUAGCUAUGCUAUCCGCCCCACCUUCCUAUCACGAGUUGAGAUUGGGCCGGGUACGCCCUCUUAGCAUCUAUUUUAUUUUUGUAUAGAAAAGUUUAUAUCAUUUGGAGUUUUGUCGUAAAAGAUCAACGCGAUAGGUGUUUUAUAUAUGCUGGUUUAUAUUUAUAUGCAUGUUCACCCAAGUGUCUAAUGGGGUGUUUGGGACUUCAUUGCAUACUCAAGUAAGUUUUGAGCUUGGGACUCAUACUCUUGCUCUUUGUAUAUGAUUGAGUUUAUUGGAGCUUAUUUAAUUUUAACGAUUUUAGAGGAUAUAUGAACCUUCUAACCUUAUUGCCAAGGGUUUCGAAUCUGGAUGUAAAAUUCUCUCUAUAAUUUUAUUUGCAUAAACUUGUGCUGUUAACUAAAUCUUAAGUGUCAUG